GGCAGAAAAAAAAAAGGGAGCAAAUUGCUGUCAGAGCCAGCAGACACAUGGCAAGGAAAUUGUGGGAUCCUUAAAGUCUCUUACCCAUAGAAGCUCCAUGUGGAAGUCCAUAUGCUGAGGCUGUGUGUUGUGUUCAUCUACCUUUUGCAUGGGGUGAAAACAGAUCCCGGGGAGACAUGUCCUGCAUUCACAGCCCUCGGCUUCGGGAGCGCUUUGAUUGGGACAGAGCUGAAGGUGAAGCUGCUGCUCUACACCCAGCAGAACCCAACCUGUGCCAAGGAGCUCCACUCAACAGCCCCCAAGUACCUCAACGUGACCAAGAAAACCACCUUCAUCAUCCACGGGUACCGAUUCACAGGCUCUGCCCCCGUCUGGAUCCCCGACCUGGUGCACCUCCUGCUUUCUGCAGAGGACAUGAACAUCAUCCUCGUGGACUGGAACCAGGGGGCAACAACCCUCAUCUACAGUUAUGCUUCCAGAAAGUGCAAAAGAGUUGCUGAGAUUCUGAAGAAAUUUAUUGAUGAAAUGCUGAUCAAUGGAGCAUCCCUUGACUCCAUGCACAUGAUAGGAGUGAGCCUGGGAGCACACAUCUCUGGCUUUGUGGGACAGAUGUUUGGCGGUGCACUUGGAAGAAUCACAGGCCUGGACCCAGCGGGGCCCUUGUACCGGGGAACCCCCCCCAGUGAGAGGCUGGACCCCACCGACGCACAGUUUGUCGACGUCAUUCAUUCCGACACCGACGGACUAGGUUACAGAGAAGCACUGGGCCACAUUGACUUCUACCCCAACGGUGGGACCGACCAGCCGGGCUGUCCACUGACAAUAUUUUCUGGAUUGCAGUAUUUUAAAUGUGACCACCAGAGGUCUGUUUUCCUGUUCCUGUCCUCCCUGACACGGAGCUGCAACAUCACAGCGUAUCCCUGCGACUCGUACAGGAAUUACAGGAACGGCAAAUGUACCAGCUGUGAAACCUUCUGGCCUAUGCCAUGCCCCAUCCUAGGUUAUUAUGCCCAUGAGUGGAAAAGCUAUUUAACACAACAGAGCCAUCCAGUGACAAGGAUGUUUUUCGAUACAGCGGACAAAGAGCCAUUUUGCAUUUAUCACUACUUCGUGGAUAUUAUCACAUGGAACAAAGACACCAGGAGAGGAACGUUCAGCAUCGUACUGGCUGAUGAGACUGGGAAGAAGGCAGAAUCCAAAGUUAAUCCAGAAGCUGCCACCUUCCAGCAGUACAACCAAAUUACUUUGCUCACUGGAUUCGACCAGGAUCUUGAAAACGUAGAGAAAAUUUCCUUGACAUUUUCCACAGGAUCUGUCAUUGGCCCAAAAUUCAAACUCAGGAUUCUCCAAGUGAGGUUCCAGUCACUCACAAACCCAGAAAGACCCCAGCUGUGCCGAUACGACCUUGUGCUGACGGAGAACACCCAGAGAACCUUCAAGCCCAUCCCGUGCUGAAGCCGAGACCCGAGGACGCCGUGUCUGGGCGGGGCAGGGACAUUUCACAGCCGUGUGGGGACUCACCUGGCGGUCCCGGGACAUUUCACAGCCGUGUGGGGACUCAUCUGGCGGU
Messenger RNA from Neopelma chrysocephalum (saffron-crested tyrant-manakin), 1570 nucleotides. RefSeq names its product lipase H (gene LIPH). Gene Ontology annotation, biological process: lipid metabolic process. The transcript is spliced from 10 exons. Lineage: Eukaryota; Metazoa; Chordata; Aves; Passeriformes; Pipridae. The coding region runs from base 112 to 1455 and encodes 447 amino acids. The record is from RefSeq and is a predicted model, not a curated record. Gene Ontology annotation, molecular function: lipase activity; carboxylic ester hydrolase activity.